Harmonia axyridis is the source of this 8677-nucleotide messenger RNA. Its product is annotated as unconventional myosin-IXa-like. Gene Ontology annotation, cellular component: myosin complex. Lineage: Eukaryota; Metazoa; Arthropoda; Insecta; Coleoptera; Coccinellidae. The record is from RefSeq and is a predicted model, not a curated record. Gene Ontology annotation, biological process: intracellular signal transduction. Gene Ontology annotation, molecular function: GTPase activator activity; microfilament motor activity; protein binding. Bases 327 to 6761 code for a protein of 2144 amino acids. The transcript has 10 exons.
ACGCCGCCAAAACCAGUAGUUUAGAAAUAAAAAAUGGUGGUAGGUGAGCUAGUUUAGUGAAAAAUCAACUUAUAAUAUUUACGUUUCAAAUGGUUGUGACUACUAGAUUCCGAAUUUCGUAAAUACAAACUCGAGGUAUUUGCUGUUCACAUCUUGCCAAGUAGGAACUACAAACGAUGGGAACGUGAACCUUCGACAUGCACCUUUGAAAAAAACAUGGGGCUCCUAAUCAGCAGCAACGUUCCAAUUCUCUACAAGAACUCGAUUCCUGACGCAGGAACCCUUCUCGUAAAGUGCAUAGUAAAGUGAAGUGAUCAGUUCCCGAUAUGACGACCCCGGAAAACAAUAGGUACAUAGUCCAGGUCUACGUAGGAGCCCUGUCCGCUCUUUACGAGGCACUUUCCGUGGAGGCGAGCAAACAGACAACGUCGGAAGAGAUCGUUUCUUGUAUAGUCGAGCGACUGGGCUUGAACGACAAUGUGUCGUACGAACUAGCGGAGGUGAUUGGUGAUAGCUACGGCCAAGAAUGCAAGGAGCGUAGUCUCCUCAGUACCGAAAGUCCGGUCCAGCUGAUGAUGCUGUGGCCGAAGAACAGGACAGAUCAGUCCUCUUACCGUUUUUACCUGAGGGAGAAAUCCAACGAUUACCUAUGGAGGGACUUCGUCAUGGACCCCCAGCUGAUCAGGGACUAUUUCCACAGGUUCCUGUAUCAGCCAAAAGACAGGGAAUAUCCGGAUCUCUGUCAGCUACCUGAUUUAAACGAACAGACCUUGCUGGACAACCUUAGAGCGAGGUUCGUUGCGGGUCACAUCUACACUUACGUGGGUUCCAUUCUUAUAGCUUUGAACCCUUUCAAAUUCUACCCGAUCUACAACCCCAAAUACGUGAAGCUGUACCAAAACCGCAGACUUGGUCCAAAUCUGCCACCGCACAUCUUCGCAGUAGCGGACGUGGCAUACCAUUGUAUGUUGAAGGACAGAAAGAACCAAUGCAUAGUAAUAAGCGGAGAAAGCGGGUCGGGAAAGACAGAAAGCACCAACUUCCUCCUACACCAUCUAACAGCCCUUAGCCAGAAGGGCUCGCAUGGAAGCGGUGUCGAACAGACCAUUCUCAGCGCUGGUCCGGUCUUGGAAGCUUUCGGCAAUGCCAAAACCGCCCACAACAACAACUCCAGCAGGUUCGGCAAGUUCAUCCAGGUCAACUACAAGGAGAACGGAAUGGUGCACGGUGCCGUGGUGCAAAAGUACCUGCUGGAGAAAUCGAGGAUUUGCUCGCAGGGUCGUAACGAGAGAAACUACCACGUGUUUUACUACCUGUUGGAAGGGGCAAGCGAGCAGGAGAAGCAGGUGUUGCACCUUAGAUCCCCCGAUCAGUACUACUACCUAAACAAGUCCUGCUACAGGCUGGACAACGUAGACGAGAGAUACGAAUUCUCCCGGCUGAAGCAGUCGAUGGAAAUGGUUGGUUUCACGGCGGAGAAGCAGAGAAGACUCUUCUCCGUCUUGUCGGCCGUUCUGCUUUUAGGCAACGUGGAGUUUCAACCCAGGAAGUCGGCUUACCACCACGACGAAGCCGUCGGAGUCAAAAACCCAGAAGUGGUCGCCCUAAUCUCCGAGCUAUUGAGGGUCAAACAAGAGACCUUGAUGCAAGCCUUGAUCGCCAAGAGAGCCAGAGCCUCUGGAGAGACCUUAAUCAUUAACUACCGUCUACCAGAAGCCACAGCGAGUAGAGACGCGAUGGCAAAGUGUCUUUAUGGCGCCCUCUUCGAUUGGAUAGUGUUGCAAGUUAACCACGCCCUAUUGUCUAAAAAGGACACCCUCAGGGAGCACCAAGGGAACUCGAUUGGCGUGUUGGACAUUUUCGGUUUCGAGGAUUUCGGGCUCAACAACAGUUUCGAACAGUUGUGUAUAAACUAUGCUAACGAGCACCUGCAGUAUUACUUCAACCAGCACGUGUUCAAGUAUGAGCAGGAGGAGUAUAGGAAGGAGGGUAUCAGAUGGACCAACAUUGAGUUCAUGGACAAUACUGGUUGUUUACAGUUGAUCGAGGGGAAGCCUAAUGGAUUGUUGUGCGUUUUGGAUGACCAGUGCAACUUCCCCGGAGCCACCAACGAAACGUUGCUCCAGAAAUUCAAUAUGGUCCACAAGGACAACAAGUUCUACCAGAAGCCGCAGAAGAAGGAGGGCGCCUUCAUCGUGGUCCACUACGCCGGCAAGGUCAAGUACCAGGUGACGAACAUGCGCGAGAAGAACCUCGACCUGAUGCGCCAGGACAUCGUGGGCGUACUGAAGAACAGCUCGAUGGCGUUCGUCAGGGAGCUUGUUGGGGCCGAUCCGGUUGCCGUGUUUCGUUGGGCCAUUGUGAGGGCCUUCUUCAGGUCCUACUUCGCGUUCCAUGAAGCCGGCAGGAAACACAGACAGGGCAGGGUGGACGGGAACAGGAAUAACAUACAGCAGCGCUACCAGAGGAACCACACGCCCAACGAGAACCUCAUAAGCAAACAACGGAACACAGCGCCCCCUAGUAGCAGGUACGGCAAAGCCAACGAACUGGCCACUGCCGCCAACAACAACCAUAACAGGUUGUCUUGGCCGCAGUUUUACCAUCGCAACGCAACCGUCAAGGUCAACAACGAAGAGGAGAAGAACGAGAAGAGGAGGAAAGAGUCCAUCGGUGGCGUAUCCGCCAAUACGGCGGCCCUGGAGAGGGUCCUGUGUCCGGACGAGGCCAGGGCCAUCCAGAAGGCCAAUCAGAUUGUUAUGAAGAACAAGUCUUUCCGACCUCGAGAGAGAGGCAAGAAGGGCCUCAAAAACCUGCAGUCCGUGAAGACCUUAGCCGGACGCACUGGUAUUUCCGGCGCCAGCCAGGGCCAACUGGGCAAGGCUAGGAAACAGCCCACCACCGUCACAGCACAGUUCCAACAAUCCCUACAUUCCCUCAUGGAUACCCUCAACCAAGCAAACCCCUUCUUCAUCAGAUGCAUAAAAUCCAACGCCAACAAGAUACCGAACAAGUUCGACCAUGAGACUGUGCAACGCCAACUCAGAUACACAGGCAUGUUAGAAACCGUCAGGAUACGUCAAGCAGGUUUCAACGUGAGGCUGACGUACGACGAGUUCAUCCAGCUUUACAGGAUCCUGCUGCCGAAAGGACUGCUGAGUUCACAGAACGACGUGAGGGACUUUUUGGCCACCCUUAACCUGAACAGGGACAACUACCAGUUGGGUUUAAGCAAGGUGUUCCUGAGGGAGAGCGAGAAGUACAAGCUGGACUGCAAAUUGCACCAGCAGAUCAUGUCCAGCAUUAUCAUACUGCAGAGGUGGUUCAGGGCCUGUCUGGAGAGGAGGAAAUUCCUCAGGAUACGUACGGCCAUAGUAACGAUCCAGUCCUACUGCCGCAUGUAUCUGGUACAGAGGUACUUCAAGAGGGUGACAGCCGCCAUAAAAAUCCAGAAGGUCUGGAGAGGGUACAAGGCGAGGGGUUGGUACGAGAAGUUCAAGAUGGGGCUUGUGAUGUUCCAGGCUCACUGUAGGGGUUACAGGGUGAGGAAAGCGAUGCAGCUGUCCAAGAGCCAUCCUAAGAUACCGAGUGCGGCUUCUGUUCAAACGCAUUUACAGGUGAAACUUGCCAGUUCUGAUGAGGCUUUUGUCAGUAAAGAAUCUAGUCAAGAGGAGCUACGUGAUAAUAUGGAAAGGAGAUUGAGGGAUUCAGAUGAGAGCAGUGGUAUUCAAGAAGAUGGCGACACUGAAUCUUUGCAUAGCCGACUGAGCUAUACCAUGUCCUUACCAACUGUGACCACCACUCUUAUUUCACAGCAAACGUCUGGGUUGUUACCCCACCAAAAUAGACUGGCAGACAUAAAGCAGGAAGGAGUCUUCCUGGACCUGACCCUCCGUCGUAAGAUCAACAAGGCCCACCGCACCAUCGACUACUCCGACCUGGAGUACAUGCCCGAGCGCAAGGGCAGCUGCGAUUCUCUCGCCUCGCAGAAGAGCUUCGGCUCCCAGCAGAGCACCGAUUCUCACUCGAGCGCCACCGUCAUCAGGGACGUGGGGGGCGGAGCCAGCAGGAUCUCCAGCAGCGUCGCCGCCUCCAGGGAGCAGUGGUCCUCGUCGUUCACGAGGAGCGAGACCGACUCGGAGAACGGCGGUGGGGGUGGAGGAGGCGGAGCUACCAUGUCGGCUCCGCCCGUGGUGGGAGAGCGGUUCUCGUCGUAUGACAACUUCGACUUGCCAUCGCACGGUUCGGAGCAGGAUUUCUCGCCCAAGGUGCUGCUGGCGAGGUCGCCGGCGGUGCAUUGGACCACGUCGGCGGGGGUGAAGAGAGAGACCAAAUUGGCGGUGGAGAUGAGGAGCGCCGGGGACAACCUGAAGAGUCUACCUGCCGUGAGGAGGAUAACCAGGUUCGGCUCCGACGACGUCUACUACGCUUACGACCACGCGCCCAGCAAAACCGAGCAGAUAUUGGGCAAGCCAGAGGUGCCUGCCAGAAGCGUGAGAAAGGCCAAGAGGGCCCAGGUGAAGAGCUUGGGCGAGGAGGUUACUGACAGCGUGGUGGCCGGCGACAAAGGCGUACUGGGCACCAUCGAUGAGUCCAACGUCAUCCACGCUGACGCCGGGAGCGCCAAGUUCAAGCCGUUCAUGAAGGACUGCACGACCAGCACGCCUAAGCAGGUGUUGACGCCGAAGAGGCAGAGGCAUCAUAUAGGUUUAGACUUGAGAAGAAGGAACAGCGACCCAGCCACGAACCUAAUCACCGAAGUCCCGUCGGUGAUCGAGCACACUCCCCAAACGAAAAUCGAUUCGGACGAUCUGCAAUGGAGGAAGGCCAACGUAAGCUUCACACUGGUGGGGCACUCCUUCAGAAAGAUCGCCAGGAUAUCCAAAGACGACCUGUGCACUUCCUGCAACGAACACAUGGACCAGUUCAUCACGCACGGUUACAAGUGCAUGCGCUGCAAGAAGUCCUUCCACGCAAAGUGCAUCCAAAACAAGAAGGUCUCCCCCUGCGACCAGGUGGCCUCGAGCGUGGACAACUCCAAGGGGGCCAGGAGAAAGCAGCGAAAACCUUCCAGGACUCCCUACGACCUGGCUAAACCGGACGAGGGAAAGUUCAACCUAACAAAAACGUCGCUGUUUUCUGACAGCACCGACCAGAUUAUCAGCGGUAGCGAAGAGCUGCACCUGAUGCAAAGGUUCAUCACCGAUAAGAUAAUGAAGAUCGAAAGUGACAUUGGCGAGAAGCCCAGUGAAGUAGAUAGGUUAUUCAAGCAAGCGUUGCGCGAAUUCAAAGACAACCUCGUGCAAAUCUACAGUGCCAACAAGCAUGGCUUCGAAGUAUGCAGCGUGCGUUACAAAGACUUGAUCUGCAACUUCCAGCAAGCCAUGGAAACAGUCUGCCAAAAAGAACAGAAGGAGAAGGACAAGGACUUCCCCGUCACCAUGGGCCUGAACGCCUUCAGGGGCUUCAUGAACGAGUUCAUGCUGACCAGGGCGGAGGAGAAACCGAACAAGACGAAACGAAAAAAGGAGAAGAAGAGGAAGCUGGAGACGAUCAAGUUCAAGGGGCACAACUUCCAACUGACCAUCAUCAACAUACCUACGGCUUGUGAGAUCUGCAACUCGUUCUUCAUGUGGCCGAUAGAGAGAGGAUUAGUCUGCCAAUCGUGCAAGCUCACCUGCCAUAAAAAAUGCUACACCAACAUCCAAACUGUGUGCGUGAAGGAGUCGACGCAGGGUGGAAGCAACAGGGUAUUCGGCGUGCCGUUGGUCAACCUGAUCUCGGAAGAAAAUAAAAUACCGGUGGUGAUAGAGAGAUUGCUGCACGUGAUCGAGUUGAACGGUUUGUACACUGAAGGUAUAUACCGAAAAUCUGGCGUUAAUUCGAAGAUCAAAGAGCUGAAGACCAGAAUGGACGAGUAUCCCAACGAAGUGGAGUUUGAGAAGUACCAAGUGCAUGUGUUGGCUUCCGUGCUGAAGAGUUUUCUCAGGGAGAUGCCGGAACCCUUGCUCACCUUUGAGUGCUACGAGAAUUUCAUAACAGCUGCCAAUCUGCACGAUCCCCAGGAUAGGGUGACCACCCUAUAUGAUAUUCUGAAGAAACUUCCUCCUAUAAACUACGAUCUCAUGGAGAGGCUGAUGUUCCAUCUGGCUAGGGUGGCCCUUCACGAAGAGGUGAAUAGGAUGAGCGCUGCAUCUCUGGCUAUAGUGUUCGCGCCUUGUGUGUUGAGGACUAACAAAGUGGUUCCGGCUCAAGACAGUCUGCACGAUAUAUCCAACCAGACGCAAUGUAUAGAGACCAUAAUAAGAGAACAGCUGAAGAAGAUUAGAAGCACGCUGGAGGAUAUCAACACCCUAGACACUGCAUGUCAGGCGGCCAACAAUAGGUUGUCGUCUUUAAGAAGCUCGAAGGUGUUCAGUCCCGAAGAACUUCUACCGGCCAACCAGUCUUCCCAGCAGCAGGCGGAAGAAGAGGAGCAUCUUCUAGUCGAUCACAUACAGGAAAUAGAGAAGGAGAAAGAACACCUAACCUCAACCUUGCCCACCCUCACGCAUGCGACUUCAGACGACGACAUGUUGUCGACAGAUGGCGAUGGUAGCAUGGACGAUAUUUCUUGCAUAGGUGAACAGAGGAAAACCAGGGUUCCAGUGGUCAGAUCCAUCUCGGGAGGUGAUUCCAGACCGUCGUUACUUCCAAAAUUGAAGAGACAAUCGUCUUCGGACGUUUGUGUCAAAGUAGAAGACUGUGACGUUGUUGUGUGAGAACAGUGUAAAUAUUCCUCUAUCCGCAGACAGCUUCGGUUGCAUUUGAGAAGGUUGAAGUGCGCCAAUUUGUCCGAAACUUUCAGACAGAGCUUCUGAACGGUAUGUGCUAUUUAUUUUUAACUUCUUUUUUUUUUUUAAUUUUGAAAUUGAAACAGAGCAUUCUCGAGUAGUUCAUUUCAUAUCAUAUGCGGCCGGAGUUCAAUGUAACAAAAAUCUAUUUUCAAUGUGUGAUAUGCCUUCACAGAAUUGUUUAUGUAAUAUAUUUUCCCAGAUUCUAAUAUACUAACACAAAGUGAUAUUGAUUUAAAGUGUAAAAAAAUCGAUCCAUGACAUUUAUCUUUGAAAGCAAGAUUUCAGCGAGUGGAUUCGUCUGAAUAUAUUGAAAGUUGUGAUCAUUUUAUUUUAUGUACUAUUUUACUAGGCAGGGUAACUGUUAACUGGUAGUAAAAUAUUAUUCAUACGUUUUAGUAUCAAAUAUUUAUGUGACUAAAAAGAAUCGCUUUACUUCGACUAUUAUGACGUCUAUUUUUCAAUCGAAAUCUUUGGAUAUUUAUUAUAUUUGGUGUAAUGGUGAAGGAUGGUCCUUGAUUCUUCAACAAUGGUUCUUCUCUCAAGAAUUCUGUUUUGUGGCAUAAAAAAAUUUUUAACUAAAGUUUCCUACUCUCUCCCUAUAGUGUUUUCUUAAAAAAUUUUUCAUUUACAAGGACCAUCCUGUAUUCCUUUCAGCAAUAAAUUCAAUUUGCAAUCAUUAUUCGAAAAAGUUGAUGUUGAUAUUGAUAUUUGUUGGGGGAUAUCUUAUUGAUUCCAAUUCCCCAUACAGUUUUCUAAUAAUCUUAAAUUUUUUAUGUAAACUUAGCCAAAUUGUUCAGAUUAAAACAAAAAGCUGAUUUUACGACUUAAUGUACAAAAUUCUUUUAAUGAAAAUAUGUUGAAAUUCUUCUAAAAACAAUGCUGCAUUGAAUAGUUGGAAUUCAUAUUAAUCGAUAAGAUAAUUGUUUCAAGAAAUAUUUGUUUCUUCAAAAUGUUGAAUAUUUAUAUGAAUGAUUGUUUGAAUAAUUAAUUAUGAGGGGAGAAGGUUUCUACUCCUUUGAAAAGAAGUAGAUUGUGUUCAAAGUAUAUACCACAUUCAUUGUUUUCAUUAUACUAGAUGUUCAAUGAUUGUAUGUACAUAAAUUUGUUUCUUGUGGCCAACUGUUUCAAUUUUUCAGCAUAUUUUCUUCUGAAUGGUCUUACAAUGAAUGAGAGAAAAUGGCACAAAAGUCGAAAUUUUAAAUAUCAUCUCAAUACUGUUAAUUUUUUCAAUUUGCUGUUACAUCCUGUUGAAAUUAUUAUAAUAUAUGAAGAAUAUGGUGAGUGCAAUCUAAUUUAAAUUUUAUUAAUUCACUUUGAAUGUUAAGGCUAUUUAUUAGUUUCUAUUUAUUAAAAAUUUAUUUGCUGAUUUUGAAAUUCUCAUGUUGAUUUUUAAUUGUAAUGAAAACUGAAUUCAACGUCAUCACAUAUUUUACCUUAUGAGUAAAAUGUUGAGAGUUCAUUUAUUAAUUAUCUUUUUCUCAUGAAAAAUGUUCAAUUUGAAUUGCUUAAAUCUUUGUAAAACUAACAUUAUACUUAUAUUUUACUUUUUUACAUUUGUAUAAAAAGGCGGAACUAAAUAGAAUCAUUCCAAAAUUUGUUAAAUUUUCAUAUUGUACGGAUGAAAUCGAGAGUAAUGAACUGAUCCUUAAUUUAUAUACCAAUUACUUUGAUUGGGCAUUUCAAAAUAUGACUGACUAUUUUUUUUGAUUAGAUGUUGGUAAGGUUAAUGUUUAUAUCUAAAUUGAUAAUUUUACCAAAUGUUAAUAACAACAAACUUGUUUAUAUCGACAAAUAUAAAAACAAAUGUCCUUUGUAAAUAAAAUUCACUAUCUAUAUUACAA